UCGAGGAAGGAAGGCAGGAGCGAGGAAGCUGGAAGUCAAGAUGGAGAGUGCUAGUUGCUCUGCGGUGGGUGUGGGGAACGGAGACAUGGGGUCCCAGCGGGACCGCAGCCUGGUGCCCGAGCGGCUUCAGAGGCGAGAACAAGAGCGGCAGCUGGAGGUGGAAAGACGGAAGCAGAAGCGGCAGGACCAGGAGGUGGAGGAGGAGACGAGCGACUUUUUCGCCGCCGCCUUCGCUCGGGAGCGGGCGGCCGUGGAAGAGCUUCUGGAGGGCGGGCAGUCCGUCGAGCGGCUGGAGGAGGCGGCCGCUCGGCUCCAGGGGCUGCAGAAACUUGUCAAUGACUCGGUGUUGUUCCUGACCGCCUACGACCUGCGGCAGGGACAAGAGGUGCUGGCGCGGCUGCAGGCGGCCCUGGGCGAGCGGCGCCAGGAGCUACAGCCCAAGAAGCGUUUUGCUUUCAAGACCCGGAGGAGGGAUGCUGCUUCGGCUGCCAAAGUAGACGCGGCUCCCGGCGCCCUGGCGGCGAAAGACAUCCUGGUCUCCCCGCCGCCCUUGAAGGAGGAGGGAGGCUUCGGCUCCAGCUACGUCUGCGGCUUCUCCAACCUGGAGUCCCAAGUCUUGGAGAAGAGAGCGGAGGAACUGCACCAGCGCGACGUCCUUUUGACCGAACUGAGCAACUGCACGAUCAAACUGUUUGGCAAUCCCAACACACUGCGGCUGACCAAGGCCCGCCGCUGCACGGUGCUCUGCGGCCCGGUGUCCACCUCCGUGUUCCUGGAGGACUGCAGUGAGUGCGUGCUGGCCGUGGCCUGCCAGCAGCUCCGCGUACACACUACGAGAGACACCCGCAUCUUCCUGCAGGUGACCAGCAGGGCCAUCGUCGAGGACUGCAACGGGAUCCAGUUCGCUCCUUACGCCUGCAGCUACCCGGGGAUCGACAAGGACUUCGAGGGCUCUGGUUUAGAUAGGAGCAAAAAUAACUGGAAAGACGUUGACGAUUUCAACUGGCUGUGCCGGGAUGAGGCCUCCCCGAACUGGAGUAUUCUUCCAGAAGAAGAGCGAAUGGUCCAGUGGGACUAAGCAAUUGUCACUCGGUUCUUCACUCCUACCAAAUACUUCCCAUGUGGGACUGACUCCAGCUAAUGGGACCCCAAAGUUUACUUACUGUAGUAUUUUAAGACUUGAGAUUGUGAUAGGCUCUACUGUGAUUUCCAUUAAAUUAUGACAGAUGUGA
Diceros bicornis minor is the source of this 1232-nucleotide messenger RNA. It is a transcript of the gene TBCC, whose product is annotated as tubulin folding cofactor C. Gene Ontology annotation, molecular function: tubulin binding. The record is from RefSeq and is a predicted model, not a curated record. Bases 41 to 1078 code for a protein of 345 amino acids. The transcript has a single exon. NCBI's taxonomy places the organism in Eukaryota, Metazoa, Chordata, Mammalia, Perissodactyla, Rhinocerotidae. Gene Ontology annotation, biological process: post-chaperonin tubulin folding pathway; tubulin complex assembly. Gene Ontology annotation, cellular component: cytoplasm.